CACUCUGAACAACAAUAAAAAUCUACACGUAAAACAAUGAAAAACGGCCCCAAGGACCCGUCAGGAGGCGGUGGAGCUGGUUAUCGUCCUUCCCAGACGGACAACAAUCUGUCCAACGUGUCCAUACACAUUGAAAGCGACGACAAUGACUCAACGACAGCGGAGCACGAGUAUCUGCUGCCAGCAGCAGCACCACCGAUGACCUACACGGCGACGGGCGGCAGUGGGACGGGUGGUAUGGGCUCUGUUACCCACAACACCAGCAUCAAUCUGGACACAAUUGGGGGCCGCAGUGUGCCAACGGGUCGCAGCAGCAGCCUCAGCGGUGGCCCGCGACACGGCAACAUUCUUUCCUCAUUCCUGGCCCGCCAGCGCUCCUACACACCGGCAGCCAGUUCACCCGUCCGUGUGGCCACACAAAUGAACCGUCGCCUGCAGCAGUCACGCAGCAUGGGUGCCAACAGCAGCCUGGAGGAGCCACUGCCCAGCCCUGGCGUCGGACCACCGCCAGGACCUACGCCCGUGCGACAACUUGGUUUCUGGCGUGUCAAUCUUAACGAUGUCUUCUCCCUGUCCACGGCCCCAUCGACUGAGGCGCUGCGCUCCUUUAUCACACAUUCCAACUUUCGCUACCAGCCAGCGGGAUCGGCAGCAGCAGCAGCAACCGGAAAUCAGCUACCAGCGUCGUCGCCCGUGGAUAAUUCGCACAUACUUCUGCAGCCAAAUUCCGAAGCUGUGGGCACUUCACCUCUAAGGAUCGGCCGCGUAUCUCACGGACUGAAUGCCACAAGCGGUGUAGGUGCCGGUGCUAGUGCCAGUGCGAUGAUGGGGCGCAGCAUUUCGUUGCGCGAGGGUGAAAUGCGACACAGUCUGGCUGGUGUGCGGCACAAUGCCAGCGUCAUGGAGCUACACAGCAAUCCGUCAGCCUACGAGGAGAGCGAGGAUGAGCACAAUGCGAAUCUGGAUCUGGGCGAUGGCAAUCUGACCGGCGCAGCAUUGCCUGGAGCUGGCGAUGCGGCUGCAGGCGGCAAUGUCAUCGCCAAUGGCCAGCCAGAGCCGCCCGAGCACCAGGGCGAGGAUGAGCAGCUCAUAUCGGACGACAUGGUCGUUCAGAUACUCAGCCACUUCGUGCGCUACAUGCCCCUCAUCUUUAUACUCCUCAUCAAGUUUAUCCACGAUCACCUGCUGGGCAUUGUCGACCUGCUGGUGCUGCAGACCGUCAUGUACAAUGUCAAUCGAUCGGUGCGGAAUCAGGUCUCCCGCCUGGCGCAAAAGAACUACGCCUCGAUGCUGCGCGAUAGCUGCCUCAUUGGGAUUGUGGUCACGGUGCGUCUGUUUCUGGCCACAGCACCGCCGGAUCCGUUUGGUCUGAUUGUGCCACCGCCAAGGAAAUAUUUCACCGUUGAGACCUCUGCUCUGCCCUACAAAACGGAGCAAACGAGCAGUAAAAUUGGUUCAACGACCUCAUCCUCGGACACGCUGAAGGCGGUGAUCACCACGGACACGUAUGAUGCCGCAAAGGUCAUACCACUGGGCAUGCUGCUGUACUACAUAGCAGUCAGUGAUCUCAUCAUCAAGCUGCUCACGAUGCUCAUCAAGCUGGCCAUUACCAUGCUGCCCAAUCAUGUGAUGCGCUUCAAAGUGAGGGCUCGUCUCUAUGUCCUGGUGGAAUACAUAUCGCAGUUCUAUCGGGCCCUGACGCCCAUCACGCAGUGGUUCUUGUUCCUCUACGAGUCCUAUUCGGGCCUGGAGGUGGUCUCGGGCGGCCUCUUCUCUGCCUUGUACCUGGGCGCAAAGAUCUUUGAGCUGGUGGAGCGUGCCAAGUCGCUGCACAAAGCGGUGGUAACCUUCAGGCGGAAUAUUGAUUCUGAGCGUCCGCCGACCAAAGAGGAACUGGAUGCCGCGGGCUCAGUGUGUCCCAUUUGCCAUGAUACUUUCAAUACGCCCAUUAUCCUCGAGUGUGGACAUAUUUUCUGUGAUGAGUGCGUUCAGACGUGGUUCAAGCGCGAGCAAACGUGCCCCAUGUGCCGGGCCAAGGUUAGCGACGAUCCCGCCUGGCAGGACGGCAGCACCACAUUCUUCCAUCAGCUGUACUAGGCCUCCCUCCCUCUGUGCAGGGCCAACCCCCCAAAGAAAUGAUUCUGCAUAUUUCACGUGUAUAUACAUAGUCUCCGAGCUAGCAUUUGUUUAUUAAACGGACAGUUAUUAAUUAAUACUAAUAA
Messenger RNA from Drosophila guanche, 2222 nucleotides. RefSeq lists its product as uncharacterized. The record is from RefSeq and is a predicted model, not a curated record. Gene Ontology annotation, biological process: positive regulation of ERAD pathway. Gene Ontology annotation, molecular function: ubiquitin protein ligase activity. Bases 37 to 2097 code for a protein of 686 amino acids. NCBI's taxonomy places the organism in Eukaryota, Metazoa, Arthropoda, Insecta, Diptera, Drosophilidae. The transcript is spliced from 3 exons.